This is a messenger RNA of Suricata suricatta (meerkat), 546 nucleotides long. RefSeq names its product gamma-crystallin D. The record is from RefSeq and is a predicted model, not a curated record. Gene Ontology annotation, biological process: lens development in camera-type eye; visual perception. The transcript has 3 exons. The coding region runs from base 22 to 546 and encodes 174 amino acids. Gene Ontology annotation, molecular function: structural constituent of eye lens. NCBI's taxonomy places the organism in Eukaryota, Metazoa, Chordata, Mammalia, Carnivora, Herpestidae.
CCUGAUCCGCAUCCACCCACCAUGGGGAAGAUCACCUUCUACGAGGACCCGGGCUUCCAGGGCCGCCACUAUGAGUGCAGCAGCGACCACUCCAACCUGCAGCCCUAUGUCAGCCGCUGCAACUCGGUGCGUGUGGACAGCAGCUGCUGGAUGCUCUAUGAGCAGCCCAACUACGCGGGCAGCCAGUACUUCCUGCGGCGCGGGGACUACCCGGACUACCAGCAGUGGAUGGGCAUCAGCGACUCGGUCCGCUCCUGCCGCCUCAUCCCCCCGGCUGGCUCGCACAGGAUCAGGCUCUACGAGAAGGAAGAUUACAGAGGCCAGAUGGUAGAGCUCACUGAGGACUGCCCCUCUCUUCAAGACCGCUUGCACUUCAGUGAGGUCCACUCCCUCCACGUGCUGGAGGGCUCCUGGGUCCUCUACGAGAUGCCCAACUACCGGGGGUGGCAGUACCUGCUGAGGCCGGGGGACUACAGGCACCACCACGACUGGGGGGCCACGAGCGCCCGCGUGGGCUCCCUGAGGAGGGCCAUGGAUUUCUACUGA